CAAAGUUGCUGACACCGAUACUCCUGUGGGCACAAUCUGCAUCAGCAUGUACACGCAUAUACGACGUCAUCCAAAUGCCGUCACGCACUUGACCAAUCCUUGCGCUUGGAUGUCCUCCAUCUCUUUCCACGCGGUGGGGAUGUCCGGUUGCGCGAGUCGGGGUGCAUGAAUGAGGUAAAGGUCGACGUAUUCCACACCCAGCUGCCGAACGACGCGUCGGAAUGAGUUGGCCUAUACAGCUGCAGGGACCCUACGCACGUAUUCCAAGCUGUUUUUGAUAGACUCUUUGAUUCCCAGGCCGUUCAACCCGGAAUACUUUGUGGUGAUGAAAAUAUCUUUCCGGGAAAGCCCGCUGUCGCGAAUCGCGAUCCCCGCCUCCGUCUCAUUGCGGUAUGCUUGCGCGGUAUCUGCAAACAGAUACCGGGAAUGAGUCUGCGGACAGGCAUGGAAUUGGAGCAGAUAUUACCGACGUGGCUGAACCCCACUGAG
Mycena citricolor is the source of this 489-nucleotide messenger RNA. The record is from the annotation of a GenBank genome assembly. Lineage: Eukaryota; Fungi; Basidiomycota; Agaricomycetes; Agaricales; Mycenaceae.